Gossypium raimondii (Peruvian cotton) is the source of this 1738-nucleotide messenger RNA. RefSeq names its product probable serine/threonine-protein kinase PBL7. Lineage: Eukaryota; Viridiplantae; Streptophyta; Magnoliopsida; Malvales; Malvaceae. The record is from RefSeq and is a predicted model, not a curated record. Gene Ontology annotation, molecular function: ATP binding; protein kinase activity. The transcript has 6 exons. Gene Ontology annotation, biological process: protein phosphorylation. Bases 244 to 1461 code for a protein of 405 amino acids.
AAAAGUAUGAUUUAAGUUGAGGUAGGAAAUGCAAAUGCAGAGAAAAGGAAAGGACUAAAAGGAAAAGCUCUUUGUGUGCGCGCCAGUCGGAGAAGAAAAAAACAGUAAAGUAAAACUCACUGAGCCUGGUGUCUGACACAGCGAGAAGAAAGGAGAGAGAGAGAAUCUCCAAGUUCAAAUAAGACCGGCAUUUUCUUAUGGUCGGAGGCGAGCUAGGUUUCAAAGGGAAAAAGGAGAACAAAAAUGGAGAAAGGAGGGGAAGAUCCUGAGUUUUCAUAUUCGUAUUAUAGGAGGAAAGAACGCAUUGCAUUGGUAGCCAUUGUAGUGCUUGCUUCAGUGGCUGUUGCUUCGCUUUUAGUGGCUUUUAGUUACUAUUGUUAUAUUCGUAACAAGGUCCUCUCUAAGCGCUCCAAAUCCCACUCUACUGUGGUUGAUUCUAAGGACAAAGCUUGCUCCACCGAUCUUGAAGUUGCUAUGGACGAAGGGCUUCAUGUCUUUACUUUUAAGCAGUUACAUUCAGCCACUGGUGGUUUCAGCAAGUCUAAUGUGGUUGGCCAUGGUGGGUUCGGGUCCGUAUACAGGGGAGUGCUUAGUAAUGGCAGGAAAGUUGCUGUCAAGUUAAUGGAUCAGGCAGGGAAGCAAGGAGAAGAAGAAUUUAAAAUGGAGGUGGAACUGCUGAAACGUCUACGUUCUCCAUAUUUGUUGGAUUUGAUUGGGUAUUGCUCAAAUAGUAGUCGUAAACUGCUUGUUUACGAGUUUAUGGCAAAUGGUGGUCUGCAGGAACAUCUGUAUCCCAUUAAUGGUUCUAACAAUGUAAACUUAAAACUGGACUGGGAAACCCGGUUGAGAAUUGCUCUGGAAGCGGCUAAGGGAUUAGAAUAUCUCCAUGAACACGUUAGCCCUCCUGUGAUUCACAGGGAUUUUAAGAGCAGUAACAUCCUUUUGGACAAAAAUUUCCAUGCCAAAGUUUCUGAUUUUGGACUGGCCAAGCUUGGAUCAGACAAAGCAGGCGGACAUGUUUCAACUCGAGUAUUGGGCACCCAGGGAUACGUUGCUCCUGAGUAUGAAAUAACAAGCUCUUACUCCAAAGUGGAGGGAUAUGCUUUAACUGGACAUCUAACUACAAAAUCAGAUGUGUAUAGUUAUGGUGUUGUUCUUUUGGAGUUGCUUACUGGCAGAGUACCAGUUGAUGCAAAGAGACCUCAUGGGGAAGGUGUUCUUGUAUCAUGGGCUUUGCCUCAGUUAACAGAUAGGGAGAAGGUCGUCCAGAUAAUGGAUCCAACACUAGAAGGUCAAUACUCAAUGAAAGAAGUGAUUCAGGUUGCAGCUAUUGCUGCUAUGUGUGUGCAACCAGAAGCUGACUACAGGCCAUUGAUGGCAGAUGUUGUCCAGUCGCUGGUUCCGCUGGUGAAAACUCACAGGUCAACAGCCAAUGUUGGUGGCUGCUCGAGCUUCCAGUAGUGCAAAGUCUCCUACAUCCCGAUAUGCAUUCCCUGUUAGGUAGGGUUAUGAGAAUAAUCAAGACUGAAGUUCAAAUGUCCUUAGCUGAACUUAGAGAUGAAAGUCUAGACUGCUAUAAUAUGGUUGGCUCUUAUCAGUAGAAAGCCCCAACCGCAGAUAUCUCUACUGUGUUAAAGCUGUGGUCAACAAACAUUCCAUCGAUUUUAUAAACCAAUUGAAGCCAAGGAUGGUAGAUAGGGUUGAAACAAAGCUAUAUCCCAUCUUUCUUGGUUGAAUA